GCACCGGGAGGCGUCGGCGCGUCCGCACCCGGGCGCAGCCCGAGGGGCGCGCCGCUGCACCGACUCCGUGCCCAGUGCCCUCCGUGCCCAGACGGAACCAUUCCCGAUGCCUGGGAAUUCCUCACUGGAUCACUGCGUUUCAGACAGAGACCUGUGAGCAGCCUUUCGCCUUCAGCCGGAAGGAAAGGUCUGUGCCUUGUCACCAUUCUGUUCUCUCCCUUCGGGCCGUCGGGAUGUGGAAAGCCUCGGCAGGCCACGCCGUGUCCAUCCCCCAGGACGACGGGGGCGCCGACGACUGGGAGACCGACCCCGAUUUUGUGAACGAUGUCAGUGAGAAGGAGCAGAGAUGGGGGGCCAAGACCGUGCAGGGGUCUGGGCACCAGGAGCACAUCAACAUACACAAGUUGAGAGAGAAUGUUUUCCAAGAACACCAGACCCUCAAGGAGAAGGAGCUGGAAACAGGACCGAGAGCCUCUCACGGUUACGGCGGCAAGUUCGGCGUGGAGCAGGACCGGAUGGACAAGUCAGCCGUCGGCCACGAGUACCAGUCGAAGCUCUCCAAGCACUGCUCCCAGGUGGACUCCGUCCGGGGCUUUGGGGGCAAGUUUGGCGUCCAGGUGGACAGAGUUGACCAGUCGGCCGUGGGCUUUGAGUACCAGGGGAAAACUGAGAAACACGCCUCGCAGAAAGAUUACUCGAGCGGCUUUGGCGGCAAGUAUGGUGUGCAGGCGGACCGCGUGGACAAGAGCGCUGUGGGCUUUGACUACCAGGGCAAGACGGAGAAGCACGAGUCGCAGAAAGAUUACUCCAAGGGCUUCGGGGGCAAGUACGGCAUCGACAGGGACAAGGUGGACAAGAGUGCCGUGGGCUUCGAGUACCAGGGCAGGACGGAGAAGCACGAGUCGCAGAAAGACUACGUGAGAGGGUUUGGAGGGAAGUUCGGCGUGCAGACAGACAGACAGGACAAGUGUGCGCUCGGCUGGGACCACCAGGAGAAGCUGCAGCUGCACGAGUCCCAGAGAGAUUAUAAGGCUGGUUUUGGAGGCAGAUUUGGUGUUCAGUCCGAGAGGCAGGACUCCUGUGCUGUGGGGUUUGAUUACAAGGAGAGACUGGCCAAGCACGAGUCCCAGCAAGACUACUCCAAAGGGUUCGGCGGGAAAUUCGGGGUGCAGAAGGACCGCAUGGAUAAGAAUGCGUCCACCUUCGAGGAUGUCGCCCAGGUGGCCCCCGCUUAUCAGAAGACCGUCCCCGUUGAGGCAGCGAACAGCAGAACGAGCAACAUCAGAGCGAACUUCGAGAACCUGGCGAAGGAGAAGGCGCAGCAGGACCGGCGGAAGGCGGAGGCGGAGCGGGCGCAGAGGGCGGCCCGGGAGCAGCGGGAGCAGGAGGCGGCCCGGAGGCAGCUGCACGCCCAGGCCCAGGCCGAGGCCCAAAAGCAGAGCCCGCCUGCGUCUCCCACCCCUCAGCCGGCCGAGGAGAGGCCGCCUUCAAGCCCCGUCUACGAGGACGCGGUCUCCUUCAAGGCUGAGCCCGAGCCCGUGUACAGCAGGGAAGCCGCCGACUACCGCGAGGCUGGUGGCCAGCAGGGCCUGACCUACGCCCCGGACGCCACGUACGAGGCCGCGGAGGCCCCGGGCCAGUACCAAGCAGAAGAAAACACCUACGACGAAUACGAAAAUGACCUUGGGAUCACGGCCGUCGCCCUCUACGACUACCAGGCUGCGGGCGACGACGAGAUCUCCUUUGACCCCGACGACAUCAUCACCAACAUAGAGAUGAUCGAUGACGGCUGGUGGCGGGGGCUGUGUAAGGGCAGGUACGGGCUCUUCCCAGCCAACUACGUGGAGCUGCGGCAGUAGGCCCGCCCGCCUCGCGCCCCGCGUCGCCCUGCGUCCGCCUUCCGUGGGUCCGCGGGCGGGAGGGCCGCGUACGUACUGCUUUUAUAUUUAAUACUUCUGCUGAUGCUUCUGAAAAGGUUUAUGCCCCAGAAUUUGCUAAUAUAUUGUAAUCACGUUCCUUAGGAGGACUUUGGUCAUUGAUUUUAUGCAUUCAAGGUAUUUUCUUUUAUCUUUUUUUUUGCCAAAUUGACUGUCACUUGGAGCCACUUUGGCGACUGUCGGUUCUCCUGAGUGCGCGACGGUGUCCUUGCCCUGGCGGCAGCAUUUGGGGCCCUUGACAGAUGCGGUCGCGUGGGUGUCAGGUGGGAGUCGCCGUCCCAGGAAGAGGGAGACCCCAGGGCGGGUCAGGGCCGAGGGGAGGGGAGGCCGGUGGCUGCUGUGUCUCCAGGUGGGGGCACUGUGUGUUGGGGGACCCCCCCGGUCCCUCCCACCCCCCCCCGACUGGGUACCCGCCAAGCAGUGUCCCCAGCAGUCACCGGAGGGCCUCCACUGGCCGCACGUGGCUCUGUGCCGCGUGAGACGACGGCCACCCCGCUGCGGGAAGGCGGGCGCCUUCUCUGCCGUAAACUGCCAGAGACGUUCUUCCCGCUGAGGCGCCCCUGCGUUUGUGCCAAAACACUGUGUCUGAGGACAGUAGAAUGGGGGGUUGGCAGGCUCGGCUAAGAAGUGGAGCGGAGAGGGGGUGCUCCCGGCCAGGUGCCCCUGCGGACGCUGCUCGGGGGCCCGUCGCCCUCGGGGGGCCGGGCAGUGUCUUUCCAGAUCUGGGGAGGGGACUUGGGAGUUCGGGACGUUGGCGUCUCCUUCCUGCGGUGCAUUUCUGUGUAGUCCUUGCUUUGCCACCAGUAGGUCGGGUUUUAUAUGCAAUUAUUGUAUCCACGUUUCUGUAGCACACGGCAUAGGUAUGGUUUUUUUUUUUAAUUAAAUAUUCAAAAUAAAGUUUUUUGGAUCCA
Hyaena hyaena (striped hyena) is the source of this 2848-nucleotide messenger RNA. It is a transcript of the gene CTTN, whose product is annotated as cortactin. The transcript is spliced from 18 exons. The coding region runs from base 234 to 1859 and encodes 541 amino acids. Gene Ontology annotation, biological process: regulation of actin filament polymerization. Gene Ontology annotation, molecular function: actin filament binding. The record is from RefSeq and is a predicted model, not a curated record. NCBI's taxonomy places the organism in Eukaryota, Metazoa, Chordata, Mammalia, Carnivora, Hyaenidae. Gene Ontology annotation, cellular component: focal adhesion; site of polarized growth; cortical actin cytoskeleton.